AUGGUAGGACCCUCGCUUGACCCCACCAAGCCCUCCACCAUCAAGUUCCUCUGCAGCUACGGCGGCAAAAUCCUCCCCCGUUAUCCCGACGGCAAGCUUCGUUAUCUCGGCGGCGAAACCCGCGUCCUCGCCGUCCACCGCAACAUUUCCUUUUCCGAGCUGUUGUUGAAGCUGGGUGAGCUGUGUGGGCCAUCCGUGACCGUGAGCCUACGUUGUCAGUUGCCCGCCGAGGAUCUCGACGCCCUCGUGUCCAUAAAGUCCGAUGAGGAUCUGGACAAUCUCAUCGAAGAAUACGACAGAGCAGCUGCCUCUGCAUCUCCACCGCCUUUUGCCAAUUUGAAGAUCAGAGCCUUCCUUUCCCUCGUCCCUCCCAAACCAUACAAAACGCCGUCGUCUACGCAGUCUUCCUCGGCCUCCGCCUCCACGACGUCCUCCUCCGGCACUUCCUCCUCGUCUAACUACUACUACAGCGCUGCUGCUUCCGGGUCCACUCCCAGGUUCCCCAUGGCGUCCACGCCAGUUGACCGCUGUGUCCGCCAAAUCUCACAGACUACAACGCCGUUUCAGAAAUCAGCUGCCAAGGUUCCUCACUGUGCUAAUAUUUGCCAGGCUCAUGGAAGCCCUAGUAGUCGGCUCUAUCUCAUCCACAACGGCAACCACUGGCAAUAA
Molecule: messenger RNA, 669 nt
Organism: Prunus armeniaca (apricot)
Lineage: Eukaryota; Viridiplantae; Streptophyta; Magnoliopsida; Rosales; Rosaceae
Source: the annotation of a GenBank genome assembly